AUGUACCUAAUUGUGGAGUUUGAGGGAGAAGGGACGACUGGACCAGCUGCCAAGUCCUGGUAUGCAGAUGGCUACUCCUGGUGGCCACCAUAUAAAGAUCUUGACAGGUUGCUGAAGAGUGUUCGGACAAUGGAGGCACCACAGCCAGAAAAAGGGUGGACCCGACAUAGAGCAAGAAUCCUGCACGAGUCUGCAUCUUUUCAGAAUGUAGCCAACAAUUGGAAGAAGGCCAGCUAUACUUCUGACAUAAACUCAGAACCUGAAAUUGCUGGAAAAAGGAUUCCCAAAAAGAAAACAAGUACAGAUCAUAUAUACUCAUCAGAUGAAGAGGCAGCAGAACCACCCAUUAAAAAAAGAAAAGCUGCAAACAAAACAAGUGUUCCACCUGCACCAAAACCUCCAGCCAUUCCAAAACUAAAAAAAAAAGGUCCUAUUGUGCAACCUCAGGUUUCACAGAGCAGAGCAGUAAACGCUCUCAGCAACUCAUGCGUCAAUCAGCAACAAAGGGACACGGAAGACCAACAACAGACCUGGUGUGAGAGUCUCCCCAGCUUCCAAGCUCCACUGCGUAUGUCUCAGCCAGACCAUGACGGAGACAGCUGGUGUGUUGCUCACCCUAACACACAAGAGCACACGUUUGCUGUCCUGAGACCCUCAGGGGACCACCAAGGAAGAGGCCAAACUCCAGUGGGCAUCUCUCAGGCGGACCAUCAUAGCGACAGCUGGAGUGCUCAUCCACCUGACACACAAGAGCACACCUUUACUGUCUUGAGACCCUCAGGUGACUACCAAGGAAGAACACAGACUCCAGCGGGCAUCUCUCAGGCAGACCAUCAUAGCGACAGCUGGAGUGCUCAUCCACCUGACACACAAGAGCAAACCUUUUCUGUCCUGAGACCCUCAGGGGCACACCAAGGAAGAACACUGACUCCAGUGGGCGUCUUUCAGGUAGACCAUCAUGGAGACGGCUGGAGUGCUCAUCCACCUAACACACAAGGUACUUCUUGUGGGAGACAGGAAAAUCCAGUCUUGAGUACUGUAACAAAUCAAUGUACAUCUGUAGAAAGGGCAAUUCUGGAAACACUAGAGAAAAUGGACAUGAAGAUCAACCAUCUGACUUCACUGGUCCAGUCUCUAGUGGGGAACAGGCGUAUUGUACCCCAAAUGCAGAUGGCUGAAGAGGAAGAGGGUGGUGUCUUUCCUCUAGCAUCUAUUGCAGACCUAGAUAGGCUGGAACAAAGACUGGCAGACAGAGGGUUUAUGCAGAGAAUGGUGAACAGAUUAUCCAUCAGUGGCGGGCCGAGCAUGAAGAAAACCGUAUGGAGGAUUUGCUCCAAGGUGUUCUCCACUGACGUCGCCCGGCAGUUGAACUGGUGCGGGAGGGGAGACAAAAGAGGGAUCCGAAAAUCACAAAUCGGAGCACUCCUAAUAGCUUCAGCUAUGAGGAACCCCGUCCUUCUGUCUCCAACCGAAGCAGACGCGGAAAAAUUUAUAAAAGAUUUCCUACGCUUGGCCCCAGGGAGGAUUUAACUUUUUUUUUUUUUGAAUGCCUGUAUAUAUUUUACUAAUAGUGUAUUGUUGUUUGUAUAAACUUGUUUUGUAUAAAAAAACCUUUUUUUUGCCUGUUAUAUAUAUAUUUAAUAAAAUCAACAAAUG
Carassius gibelio (silver crucian carp) is the source of this 1656-nucleotide messenger RNA. RefSeq lists its product as uncharacterized. The transcript has 16 exons. Lineage: Eukaryota; Metazoa; Chordata; Actinopteri; Cypriniformes; Cyprinidae. The coding region runs from base 1 to 1530 and encodes 509 amino acids. The record is from RefSeq and is a predicted model, not a curated record.